Messenger RNA from Trichophyton benhamiae CBS 112371, 1179 nucleotides. RefSeq lists its product as uncharacterized. Gene Ontology annotation, biological process: rRNA processing; ribosomal large subunit assembly. Lineage: Eukaryota; Fungi; Ascomycota; Eurotiomycetes; Onygenales; Arthrodermataceae. Bases 1 to 1179 code for a protein of 392 amino acids. Gene Ontology annotation, molecular function: rRNA binding. The transcript is spliced from 2 exons. The record is from RefSeq and is a predicted model, not a curated record. Gene Ontology annotation, cellular component: nucleolus.
AUGGCAUCAGUUUAUAAGUCGCUUUCGAAAAGAAAAAAGAAGGAUACUCCCAGGAUCAAUGCGGAGGACGAGGAUGUUGACAUGGAUGUGAUGGACGAUUUCGAGGACGACAGCAGUGAAGAGGACGAAGAGGAAGAAAUAUCGGAAGGCGAUUCAGAGGUCGGCUCGGAUGAUGACGAUGAAGAAGAUGGUGGCGUUAAAACGACACCCAAGAAGAGCUCACAAUCGCAAAAGAACCCGGCUUUUAUGCCAAAAACUAGAGUUCUCGUGCUCACCUCCAGAGGUGUUUCGUACCGACACCGUCAUCUAGUUACCGAUCUCACUGCCCUUCUCCCACACACGUACAAAGAAAGCAAACUCGACACCAAAAAGUCACAAGGAUACAACUUCCUGCUCAACUCAUUGGCCGAUCUCCAUUCCUGCAACGUUGUGUUCUUCCUCGAGGCGCGCAAGCAGGGCCAAGAUCUAUACCUGUGGCUCUCAAGGCCUCCCAAUGGCCCCACGCUCAAAUUCAGCGUUACCAAUCUACACACAAUGGGCGAGCUAGGCACUGGGUUCGCUGGAAACUGUCUCAAGGGAGGACGGGGCAUUGUCGUUUUUGACCCUUCAUUCGAUGACAAUGUUGUGCUACAGAAGGGCAACGAGUGGAGGGGACUGGUCCGAGAAAUGCUACGAAGUGUGUUCGCCGUGCCCAAACGAGGCGUUCGAGGUAUGAAGCCAUUCGUCGACAGGGUAAUUGGCAUCUUCGCUGUGGACGGAAAGAUCUGGAUCCGAGUCUACGAAAUUAGAGAGACGGACGUGGCUACUGCCACUAAGAAGGCGGAGGAAGAACUUCAAAAUGCCGCGGCCGGGGAGAAGAAGAAGAAGUCCAAGAGUGCUGCUGGCGGCGGUAAGGGUGGGCCUGAAAUCUCGCUGGUCGAAAUUGGACCGCGGUUUGUCCUUACGCCAAUCGUGAUACUGGAGGGAAGCUUUGGUGGCCCGGUUAUCUACGAGAAUCGCGAGUAUGUGAGUCCCAACCAGGUUAGGCGCGAAAUACGGAUGAAGAAGGCCUCUCGAUACAAUGCCAGGAGAACGGGACAGAUUGAUAGGAACGUCAAGAAGACGGAGCUGGGAUUAAACACUGAAAGCUCAAAGGAUAAGAAGGUCGAUGAGCUUGAUUCAAGAGUAUUGUUUGCAUAG